AACAAUAAUAUCCUACCUGUACUUGUUGAAACAUUGUACGUAGCUUCUAAAUAGCAAAGAGAAGAUGGGUAUUUUGAGUUACGACAGGAAAGCUGAGCUCAUAGCGUUCGACGAAACAAAAACCGGGGUGAAAGGACUUGUAGAUGCCGGAAUAACGGAAGUCCCUCGGAUAUUCCUCCUACCUUCCCCUGAAAACUUAAACUCCGACCAAGAGCUUAGUCUUCCGACCAUCGACCUCAAAGGAAUCCAUGAAGAUCCUAUUCGGAGAAAGCAGGCGAUGGAAGAAGUGAAGGAUGCGUUGGGGAGUUGGGGGUUCUUUCAGAUGGUGAAUCAUGGAAUUCCGGUUGACAUGUUGGAGGAGAUGAAAAAAGGAGUUUUAGCGUUUUUUGAGCAGGAUAGUGAGGUGAGGAAGCAGUGGUACACAAGGGAUCGCUCUGCGAAUAGGGUGGUGUAUAACAGCAACUUUGACUUGUACUCUGCACCGGUGGCUAACUGGCGAGACUCUGUCAUGUGCACCGUGUAUCCUAAUCCUCCUCAACCAGAAGAGUUGCCAUCGCCUUGCAGAGAUAUUUUCUUGGAGUACUCGCAGCAAGUAAUGAAACUCGGAUGCUCUAUAUUGGAGUUGAUGUCUGAGUCUCUAGGGCUCCCUCCUAAUCACUUUUUCGACAUGGGAUGUGCUGAAGAGAUUCAAGUUACGGGCCAUUACUAUCCUCCUUGCCCACAACCUGAGCUAACAAUCGGCACCACUGAACAUAGUGAUGCUGGAUUCAUUACCAUUCUUCAACAAGAUCUUGUUGGUGGGCUCAAGAUCUUUUAUCAAAACCAAUGGACGGAUGUUCGCCCUAUACCAGGAGCUCUUGUAGUGAACGCUGGUGAUCUUUUACAGCUAGUUACAAAUGAUAAGUUUGUGAGCGCACGUCACAAAGUGAUGGCAAACAAGGUUGGUCCGCGAAUAUCGGUGGCAUCAUUUUUUCUGGCUAACUUAAAACCUGAGGCAUUAAAGGUGUUUGAACCAAUUAAGGAGUUGCUUUCCGAAGAUGAGCCAGCCAAGUAUAGAAGUACAACAGCAAAAGGAUUUUUAGAUUACUUCUAUUCAAAAGGACUUGAUAAAACUCCCGCUCUUUUGCAUUUCAAGAAUUAGCUCAAUAAUUACAUGUUGUUUCGGAAUAAUGGCUCCUUAUGAAGCUUUCCUUCAUAGAUUGGUGGCAUGCUCAUGUAAUUGAUAUUAAAACUCGUUUUUGUGUGAUUAUCAUAAGAAUUUGGUAGAUAUGCUGAGUUUUUACAUAAUAUAUAAUUCACUACGCUUUCAAUAAAUGAAAGGUUUAAUUUGAACACUUUUUAAAGAAA
Molecule: messenger RNA, 1347 nt
Organism: Lactuca sativa (garden lettuce)
Lineage: Eukaryota; Viridiplantae; Streptophyta; Magnoliopsida; Asterales; Asteraceae
Product: 1-aminocyclopropane-1-carboxylate oxidase homolog 1
Source: RefSeq, a predicted model, not a curated record